CGCGUCACUUAUUCCUUAUCUGGAUGUAAAUUUGGUUUUAAUUAAACAUUGCGGACUGGAAGAUAUUUUCACCUAACUUAAAAGCCAGGGCCGCGGCCAGAAAAAAAUUAUGACUGAGGUAGCGUCCAUGGUUCAAUUCUUUCCCAGGUAUUUAGCAGUGCUUCACUUUCCCCUUCAAAAAAGGAACAACAGAAACGAAAAAAAGCAACUGCCUCCGUUUGCCUCAUACUGGCAUCGGCCCUGAAAGCAUUGUACAAAUAGUAUUCUGGAAGGACCAUGAAGGUCAAGGGCUGUUUCAUAUUGUCAAUCAAACAGAGAGGGUAUCUUCAGCUUGCAUGUUCGCCAUUAAUUUAUGCUGAGUAUCUGAAAGGCUGUUGUUUUCAGUUUCCGUGGCCCAUUUCUACCACCGCAUAAGUGCAUGACUCCGUGGUCGCUGGUGAAUAUAGUAUUUGUAUAACGGUUUAUAAGAAUUCCCAGUCGUUUUCCCGGUGCACAUAAACAGAAACCCCGUCACGUCAGGAGCCUUGCCUUUUUGAUGUAAUUGGACCAUGUCAUGACCAGCUUUUGAUUUGGCUCCGAUAGGAGGCCGGUGAAAAUAAUUGUUGUUAAUGCGAUAGCAAAUGCAGCCGUGCAUCUGGAUGCUCGCUGGUCGCCGCACGGUCACACCGAGAAACGAACGCUGAACAACGACCUUAGCAGUCACAGAGUCAACCUAUCAAGUUCCGCUUGGGAGCAGAAGUGAAACGGCGCACGCCAUCUUGGUUUAACUGCCUUGACUUGGGCGCGGCGCUCCAUUUUGCUCGCUCUCGACUCGUUGCUGAUUAUUCCAGCUUGAGCUUCGUUAUGGGGAAAAAACAGAGUAAGAAGCUAGAUCCCGAAGUCUUAGGCGACCUUCUAAAGCACACGAACUUCGAAGAGAAAGAACUCAAGUCGUGGUAUAAAGGUUUCCUUAAGGAUUGCCCAAGCGGAUAUCUAACAAAGCAACAAUUUAUAGAGAUGUACAAGAAAGUUUUCGACAAAGGGGAUGCUUCGAGGCUCGCCGCUUGCGUUUUUCGACGGUUUGAUGUCAAUGGAGAUGGAAAAAUAGACUUUCGUGAAUUCAUGUGCUCCCUCUCUGUGUCGACUCGAGGUACAAUGGAGCAAAAACUCCGCUGGGCGUUCAGCAUUUACGACGUCAAUGGCGACGGAUUUAUCACAAAGCAAGAAAUGUUUCGAAUAGUGGACGCGUUAUACAAGACAAUGGGCGACAAUCCGGAAGAAACCGAAGGCAUUCCGAACUGGGACGAACUCACACCCGAAGAACGCACGCUGAAGGUUUUCCAUACCUUCGAUUCCAAUAAAGACGGUGUUUUAUCGUUGUCGGAAUUCAUCGAAGGAGCGAUGAAGGACAAAACUCUUGCGCUUAUUCUAGAGCAAGGGGCGGAGAAGACAUGAGAGGACUGUGUAGGCUUUCUGUUGGAAAGACGAGCGGCCGGUUGAGGAGGAUACGUAGGUCAGGUCAUUUUAAAUUAGUUAAGUGACAUUGAAUUUUAAUAUGGAUAGCUUGAAAUACGUGUUUAUUGUAUUAGGCACCCAAUUUCUUUAUCGAAAUGGACAAUUUGAUGCGAAGGAAUCCCUCUUCCAUUUUAAAAAUAGUCCAUGGUAUAGGUCACUAACUAGUUUUCUAUAAUUAUAAAUCACUUAGGCUCGGACCAUUGUGGUAGUAUCUGCUGUAAAAAGACUUUUACGGUGCGGCGAUAUAAGCGUUUCUUUUGUCAUUGGCGCCAUAAGCACCAAUUUUGACUUAGUUUUUCCAAGCCGAUCAAUGGCGAUUGCGACGAACAUUUUUGACUGAUAUAAGCUUGUGUUAACUUCUAAUCUGAGAAGGUUAGUAUUGAGUAUCUCCCGCACAGAGUAGGUCUAAAUGCGACGAACAUUUUUGUCCUUCAUUUAUGCCCUUGACUAAUCCCCCAACUACAGCUUUAUGAAAAUUUGCAGCUUCCAUUAGCAAGACAAGGAUAAGUUUGUGUUUAACUAUUGAUUUUAGAAAGUUAGUAUUGAGUAUUUCACGCGCGGAGUAGAUUUAAAGCUGGCUUGUUAAUUGCCGGACAUAAAGAAAGCAUUGCAGUUUAUUGCUCUCUUCUCUCCCAAGCGCCCUUGAAUAGGACGCUGGCCAAAAUAGCAGUUGAUAAAAAAGAAAGAUCUGAAAAGGCAUCGAGUACUGUCGUGGUGUUCAAGUCCACGCAAGGCAGAUUAUUGAUUCCUGCUCAAAUUACCAAGGCCCCGUUCACACUACGCCAGGGGAGUUUGAAAUCGCAGCGUCAUUUCUACGGUCAGGCGUACCUUCCUAACCGUAAUCCGUCACAAAAACGGAGCUCUUCAAAUCGGAGGAAUUUGAAAACGCCAGCUUUGCGUUUGAGUGUGGACGGAAAACAUUUUGAAAACGGAGCUUUUCCAAAACGAUGACGUCACGAUAAUAAAGUGAUUUCCCCGCCUGAGUUUUCGGCAACCACGAAUCCAAAAUGAACGGUGAUUGCUGCGUUUUCAAAUUUCUCCGGCGUAGUGUGGAUGGAAAACAUUUGAUGCGUUUUCAAAGUGAAAUCU
Messenger RNA from Orbicella faveolata, 2583 nucleotides. RefSeq names its product neurocalcin homolog. Gene Ontology annotation, molecular function: calcium ion binding. The record is from RefSeq and is a predicted model, not a curated record. Lineage: Eukaryota; Metazoa; Cnidaria; Anthozoa; Scleractinia; Merulinidae.